AUGCCGACCAUUGAAGAGAUCACAGACGAGGCUCUCUCCAAGCAGGCCAACGUGGAGGAUGAGGAGUGGGAUGACGAGAGCGACGCAGAGGUGAGCACCAGCGCACGAGAAGUAGCGGUCAACAGCGAAUUGUUUGUAUCGCCAAGGGAUUGCCGUCAGCGGAAAAGACUCAGCUACGAGAUCACAAGUCGUCCCGGGGCUUCUCUUUCUACACGAGCUGCAAGCAGCAACAAGUGUCGUUUCUCUGCAACACGUUCAAAGCUGAUACAUACACACGCUUCGCAAUCGCUCAGUCCGAGUUCUCCGAUGACGAAGAAGUGACAGAGAAGGGUCUCUCUCUACGCGAAGAGACAAUCUGGGAGCGACUAGCUGCCUUGGUAGACAUUAUCCCCUCUUCUACACGCACCCGCAUCUCCCACACUUUCCGAACAACUUCCGCCUUUGCUUUUACAGGAGCCAAAAUCUUUGGGAACAUCGCUUGGGUCGUCACUACUAGUGCGCUGCUUGUGGGAUUGCCUUAUGCGCUCGCGGUGGAGGAUGAGGGAAGAAUCAUUGCUCAGGAGAGGGAAUUGCAAUCUCAAGGCGGAGGCCCUGUAAGUAGCCACGAUCGCGGCCAGAGCCUACCUCAACGCAUACAUGGCCCCAAACAUCGAGUCACUGAUGUCUCUUGUGCAUCCACAGAUGCUCGCUGGCGGAGGACUAGGCGGCUUGCCUCAGGGACAACAACAGCAGCAACAGCAAGCAGGCCAAGUGGGCGCCAAGCCCCCUGGCUUCUGA
Molecule: messenger RNA, 777 nt
Organism: Ceraceosorus bombacis
Lineage: Eukaryota; Fungi; Basidiomycota; Exobasidiomycetes; Ceraceosorales; Ceraceosoraceae
Source: the annotation of a GenBank genome assembly